This is a messenger RNA of Symbiodinium natans, 804 nucleotides long. NCBI's taxonomy places the organism in Eukaryota, Dinophyceae, Suessiales, Symbiodiniaceae. The record is from the annotation of a GenBank genome assembly.
AUGGCUGGGGUCUGGAAAGAAGACGGGUCCUACGAAUAUGCUCCGGGCGAGCGUGCCAGGCUAAAAGGCAAAGAGAAAGGCAAAGACAAGGGCAAGGGCAAAGGAGACAAAGGGAAAGGAGACAAGGGAAAGGGAGAGAAAGGCAAAAGCAAAGGCAAAGAGAAGGGGAAGGACUCCAUGACUGCUGCAGAGCGUCUUGCCUUUGCCCAGGGAGCAUUGUCAGCAGAAGGUCCUGCAGCCAAGAAAGCGCGUGUUGGCGAGCCUGGCGCGGACGAAGAGGAGGAGGAGGAGGAGCUCCCUGAAUUCGACUUCGAAAAGGACUGGAAAGAGAAGCCAGUUGCACUCCUGAACCUCAAGGGAGCAAAGGAUCUCAAUGGGCUCAUGGGUGUGGUGAAAGAGUACAACGAAGAAACAAAGAGGUUUCUCGUUAGUGUGGAGGGUGGCAAGGGCGAGAAGAGCAUCAAGAUGGAAAACAUCUUCAAGGUUAUGACAGGAUGCAUCGUAAAGCUGCGUGGCCUGGACGCCAUCGAGUUGAAUGACUGCAUUGGCGAAUGUGGGCGGCUGGAUGUAGAGAACCUGAGAUAUGACAUCACGCUAUCUGAUGGACGCCAUAUCAAAGCGAAGCCUGCCAAUGUUGAGCUUGUGGCCAAGUACGAAUCUGCCAAGGUUGCGGGUGAUACAUCUCAGAUGGACCGCAUCAGGGCGGCCAAUGGCCUUCGGGAUCGGUUGACUGCUGUGGAGGAGUUCGACUUCCCCACUCCCAUGGUGCCUUGGGCACGUUUGGGCACGUCUUGCCUGCUUUAG